CCGUAGGGCCCACCGACGAAGUCCAUCAGUUUGGCGCGGGAUUGUUUCUUGUUUGGUGUAAAGUAAAAAUGUGUGAACCUGGCCCAUCGAAACGAAAGAGGACGGAUAGUCCAGUGGCCGAGGCAGAACCUUCCGAUGAAUGCUACAUUCACUUGCUCCCAGAAGAGAUCCUGUGCCACAUCUUCAACUUGCUGCCCUUCAAACAGCAGAAGCAGUGCGCCGAGGUAUGUCAGCGGUGGUAUGGUAUCUUUCGGACUAAGCCAUACCUGCGACGAAUGAAGAUGAUCUUGAGCCACUGCUUUGGGUUGCCGAUCAAUCAAUUCGAUCGUAAACGGAUGAGUACGUGCUUGAACUGUUUGAUGUUCGAUUGCGGUGCGAUACAAGAAUUCUUCACACACGAAUUUCGACGCUUUCGCGAAGUGCUUUACGAUAAUCCGAGCGAUGUGGACUGCCCGAUUGUCACUGCUGCGAACACCUCGGUCGAGGACUUCCUGUUCUCGGGCGACCUUCAGGUGAAAUCGAUCAGCUUUACGACUACGUUCGAUCGGGCCCGUGAGCACAUCGGCGAGCGGUUGGUGAUGUUGAAGAAUCUUAACGAACUCAUAUUCGAACUUCGGCCACCAGGCUACGAUUGGGACGUGCAGGACAGCGACCCGGAGUGGGUCAUCAGGCACCCGAGCGUCACCGCGCUCACCCUGCAAACGUACAUCACGAACGGACCGUACCGACUCGAAAUGCCGAGUUUGAAGUACUUUAUCCACGAAAUCACCAACGACUGGGAUCUAAACGCCAUGAGGGCCGUCAGCACGCAGCUUGAACGGCUUGAUGUGACGUUUUAUUUUCCGCGUACGAUCGAGCAAACAUUCACGUACCCAUUUCCGCUGUUGCGCCAGCUGACUAUGAAACUGUGCGGCGACAACAACACGUGUGAACCAAAUACAGACGUCGAUGAUAUGUCGGCCGAACGGUUCAUCAAGAGUAUGCCCCUGCUGGAGGAGGUAGAACUUCAGUACACGAUUAUCACGAUGAAAGCGUUCCGGGCCGUGUGUCUUUUCAGCCCAGCAUCACUGACCAGAUUAACCUUGCUAGAUGUGAAGUUUUCCCGAUCGCUUUUUCUGCACGUGUUGGAGCUGACGAAUCUA
Molecule: messenger RNA, 1142 nt
Organism: Anopheles bellator
Lineage: Eukaryota; Metazoa; Arthropoda; Insecta; Diptera; Culicidae
Exons: 2
Molecular function (GO): protein binding
Source: RefSeq, a predicted model, not a curated record